AUGGCUUGCAAAUAUAACACACAAAUGAUUUUGCUCAGCUGUAGUUUGGCUGCGCUUUUGAGCUUCUCGGAAGCCCUGCCCCGAUACAGUCGCCCCAGGGAUUUGGGGACCGCCGCCAGCUCCCCCAACUUCGCCUAUGCGCCUAGUCCCCAGGAACCCAUGACACUCACCGGAAACUACAACCUCAUUAUGCCCGACUACUAUGACCACCAUCCAGCUGAGUCCAUGCAGCUGCAGAACUUUGCCAACUUCUACGAUGCCCAGAUGAGUCCCGAUUCCGAUCUGGGAAUGGAGGAGUCCCAGUUCCUGACCCACACUCCGGUGAGAGCUCCUCAGCCUCUGACUGCCCAGGAGAAACGUGCUCGCCAGCAGGUUCCUCACGUGGACAUCAACCGCGAGAAGAAGGCUCUCCUAAAACUGAAGAAGGGCAACACCCAGCCCAAGGGAGCCGAUCACCAGGAAUGGGACCAGUUCGACUACGAUCUGUACAGCCUCAAUCCCGGCAACAACAAGAAGUAUAACUACGAUGUCUAGACGGAUCCCGGGUAUUCCUCUCUAGAUCGACUGUAUAUGUUUAUGUUUUUGUUUUCUGUUGGUUUAAGCUCACAAAUAAAUUAUUUAUUUAUUGUUAACUGCAAUCGUAUUUUCGUCAUUUUGAUUGGAAUGCCGUUUAAGCCACUUUUUUAUUUGAAGCCAUAUAAUUGGUCAAGAACCAUUAACAUUCACUUUAUGACCGAAAGCAGGCCAAUUCGGGCGAGUGAAAACAGUGAUGAUACUUUUCUGCGCAUUUUUAGCUACUUUUAAAUUGUAAUGGGGAUAAAUAAAAUAU
Drosophila takahashii is the source of this 829-nucleotide messenger RNA. RefSeq lists its product as uncharacterized. Lineage: Eukaryota; Metazoa; Arthropoda; Insecta; Diptera; Drosophilidae. The record is from RefSeq and is a predicted model, not a curated record.